Molecule: messenger RNA, 1661 nt
Organism: Lacerta agilis (Sand lizard)
Lineage: Eukaryota; Metazoa; Chordata; Lepidosauria; Squamata; Lacertidae
Gene: RELT
Product: RELT TNF receptor
Exons: 11
Coding region: 69-1385 (438 amino acids)
Biological process (GO): apoptotic process
Source: RefSeq, a predicted model, not a curated record
UAAACUCUCUGUUCUCUGCCCCCCCAACAGCUUCGUUUUGCGGCUGCUUUGAAACCGAACCCCUCAAGAUGAAGAGGACCCUGAAUUUCUGCUCAGCCCUCAGCCUCCUGACGGCCUUCUUCUGGCAUCAGGCACGAGCAUGCGGCAGUCAAGAGUACUGGAGUUCCAAAGGCUACUGUGUCCCUUGUGAAGGGUGUCCUCCGGGAGAGGAGCCAGACAGGACAUGCGGCUACGGGAAAGGACUGGGGAUGAUUUGCAAGGCUUGCCCGGCAGGAUCCUUCUCUCCCAGUUACGGGCUGGAAUUCUGCUCGCUGCAUACCCACUGCGAAGGCAAGAGGAGGGUCCAUGCCAGCCCUGGAACAGCUGCGGCAGACACCUUGUGCGGGGACUGCAUGCCCGGAUAUUAUAGCCCCGAAGGUGAGACAGACCCAAACUCCACCUGCCUGCCUUGUUUGUCUGCCCCCAAAGGCCUCCCAGGAUGCUCAGGAUCCAGGAAGUGGCUGACCCGCCUGGCACGCAACGCUGAAGCUCUGCAGAGGCGGGACAACAAGGUGGCCGCCAACGGCACCCGGGAGGGGAAGCCAGAGGAGAACGCCACCCAGUACGCCGUCCUGGCCAUUGUCCCGGUUUUCUGCGUGAUGGGCCUGCUGGGGAUCCUCUUCUGCAACCUGUUGAUGAAGAAAGGCUAUCACUGCACCGCCCACAAGGACACGGACGAGGAGGGGGCCAAAUCCGAGAGGAACGGGAAUAGUCCUGCCUACAGAAUAGAAGAUGCCAAUGAAGACACCAUCGGGGUCCUGGUGCGUCUGAUCACAGAGAAGAAAGAGAACGCCGCAGUCUUGGAGGAGAUGCUGAAAGACUAUCACAGCAAGCAGCUCUUGCAGCCCAUCUAUAAGCCCGUCAACAAGUUGCAUCUCCUGCCUCAUCUGCCUCACAUGUGCAGGCACCAGCACCACCUCCACACAGUCCAAGGUUUGGCCACCCGCUCGGGCCCCACCUGCACCCGGUGCAGCCAGAAGAAGUGGCCGGAGGUGCUGCCCUCGACGGAAGCCACGCCUGCCACCUCCAUCGCUCCUGGCAGCGCCACCGCGAAGCUCGCGAAGCCCGGAAGCAAGGCUGGCAGGCCGGGAGAGAUCACCAUCCUCUCCGUGGGCAGGUUCCGCGUGGCCCGUAUCCCCGAGCAGAAGCCCAGCCCCUCGGAAGUGAAAACCGUUUCGGAGAGUGUGGGGCCCGAGCCUGCCGAGCCCCCCUAUGCCUGCUUCGUCCCGGAGGAAAAGCCGCUGGUCAGCAAUGGAGUGAAGCCAAAAUGGCUUACGACAGCAGAUGGCCGGCAAGAGGACAGCCCGUUCAUUGUUAGGCUCGGGGAGAGCAACCUGGUUAUCUGAAGGUGAUCAUCUGACUCCAAGCUGCCGCGACAGAGAUGGGACAUUGGAUCAUGGGGAGGCCGUGGGCCCAACAGCCCACCAUCCGAGGCUUGCGAGCGCUGGGCGUUGAAGAAGGCGAAGGACGGCCUUGUUUCCCCCCCACCCCACCCCGCUCUUGGGAAACCGCCAGCAUCCUGGAACAGAGCCAUGGGGCAGGUCCUCCAUGGGUGUAACGCCGUCCGUGCCACCUGGAGAGAGGAACUCCGGAGGACACCCUUGGCAUUGCAAAGACCUUCC